GCGCGCCGCAGCGGCUGACAGCACAGGGGCGACUCGUACACGGCCAUCUACAACGAGACGUAUGCGCCGCUCGCGGCUGCCGUGCAUCCCAAGCUGUGAGCAGCCCUCGCCCGCCCGUGCUGCUCGCGCAGCCGCUGACCAAGUCCCAGCAUGGCAUCAUCCUUCUGGGACUGCUAUCCAGAGCUGUGGCCGACCAUCAAGCCCUUCUUCGACAGGUGCCGCGACGCCGGCGUCGGCCUGGACUAUUCGCCCGAGCAUGCCCUCAUCGUCGAGCGCAAAGGGUGGCCCGAGGAGGCUUUCUUCAACGGCAACUUCGUCCCAAUCGGCGACGGGCCCACCAACCAACCCCAGGGCUACUACAACUCGCUCUUCGAAGUUACGAGCCAGCGCCUGUCCGACCGCCGCACCAUGCUUCUCAACCGCCUCGCCUCGCAGGCCGACUUCGAACCCGACGCCGCCUGCUGCCACAUCCUAGACACGCUCGCCACCGACCCCAACGACCUGCCACUUGCCAUGUUGUACGAGGUGGACGAUGAUGACGACUCCGCACCAGACGUGCUGCGGCUCCGCGGGCAUUAUGGGUUACCACCAGGCCACAACUUGAUCGUGGACAAGCAUGGAAUCGAUAGCAACCAAGGGCUCAUUCCCGAGUGUCGACGUGCAGGGUCCGACAUCCUGACCAUCGACUACGACGAGCGCUUCGAUUCGGCGUCGUGGGCCGGAUUCGGUUCUCCCUCGAAAAAGAUCGGCAUCCUGCCCAUCACUAGCGGGUCCCGAGUGUCUGGCUACCUCGUCGUGGGGACAAAUCCCCGUCGACCCUUUGAUGACGCAUGCCUACAGUUUUUGAAAGAUGUUGGACGCGCUGUAUCGAGCAUCAUGAACCUCGCAUUCAGCGCUGUCAAGACAAGGGAGCGCCAACGGAAGCUCGAAGACGAUCUGGCCUUCAGUGACAUGAAAUUGCGCCAUCUCAUCGAACAUGCAUCGGUCGGCAUGAUUCACAUGGGUCUCGAUGGGAAAAUCAUCUGGGCCAACGACCAAUACUACGCACUGUCGGGCAUGACAGCAGAAGAGCAUUUGGAGCUAGUCAGUUUUUGGGACGUCUACGUCGAGGAAGAUCUGCCUAAAGCGCAGGAGGCUUGGGCGACCCUACAGUCGGGCGUCAAUCACGUGAGCAUAGAGAUGCGACUGAAGCGUCUUUUUACUGCACCAAAUGGCGACGCGGAGCCCGCCCAGCUCCAGAUUCUAGCCUUUCCUUACCGCGAGGGAGAAACGGUUCGAUCCCUUAUGGCAUGCACUACGGAUAUCUCAAGACUCAAGUGGGCGGAGAACUUCCAGGCACGGUUGGCCGCCGAAGCCCGCGAAGCGAAACGACAACAGGAGGCCUUUAUCGAUGUUGUGUCACAUGAGAUGCGGAACCCGCUCAGCGCAAUCGUGCACUGUGCAGACGACAUAUGUAGCGCUGUGGAGGAAUGUCGUUCGAAACUCGCAGAAGUUCCAGCGAUGCUUUCCGAGACGUUGAAUGACAAUCUGGGCUCGGCAAACAUCAUCAUGCAAUGCGCCAACCAUCAAAAGCGAAUCAUUGACGAUGUACUCACCCUGAGUAAGCUCGACUCGAUGCUGCUCUCCAUCACACCGACUGCCACGCGUCCUGCCAAGCUGGUCAGCUCCAUCUCAAGCAUCUUCCAGGCCGAACUCAAAUCGAACAACAUUCGCUACAGCGUGAUUUCCGACCCCUCCCUAGCAAGGCUGGAUAUCCAAUACGUGUAUCUCGACCCAUCGCGUGUUACUCAGAUCUUCAUCAACCUCCUAACUAACGCAAUUAAGUUUGUAAAGCCCUCCAAGGUUCCAACGAUCUCGGUCCGCUUCGGUGCCUGUAAAUCAGAUCCACGCUCCAUGUUUGGAGCCGACACGUUCUGGGCGUCGAAAGUCAAGGACUACUCAGACGUGACUGCGUCUCCAGACUGGGGUCAAGGGGAGGAAAUUUAUCUGACCUUCUCUGUGCAAGACUCGGGCAUCGGUCUGAAGGGAAAGGAGAUCCACAAGAUUUUCGAGAGGUUUCGCCAAGCGAACAUGAAGACGCACGUGAAAUACGGCGGCAGCGGUCUUGGACUGUUCAUCAGCAAAGAACUUACCGAAAAGCAAGGUGGCGAGAUUGGUGUGUCUUCCAUCACCGGCGAAGGCUCCACAUUCGGCUUUUAUGUCAAAACCCGGCGCGUCGAACGCCGUCCACAGACCCUUGGGGAGCUCUUCCACGAGAGUGGCGGCGUGGGGCCAGCACCCCAGAAGCUGCACGUUCUCCUUGUAGAGGACAAUGUCAUCAACCAGCAGGUUCUCGGUAAGCAGCUCAAAAAGGCCGGUUGCAUGAUCGACGUUGCAAACCACGGGCGCGAAGCGCUAGAACUGGUGGAGAAGAAGGUAUAUGAUGUAGUGCUCAUGGACCUGGAAAUGCCCGUGCUAAACGGGCUCGAAGCCACCAAGGCGAUCCGCAAGCGCGAGGCUGAUGACGAGGGUUUGCUGAGCCAGGCGAUGGCGAUUGGGUCGAGAGGUGGCGCGAGAUUGCCGAUUAUCGCGGUCACGGCGAAUGUACGGCAGGAGCAGAUCGAUACCGCGCUUGCGGCGGGUGCGGAUCGCGUCAUGCAGAAGCCGUUCAAGGCCGCGGAUCUGGUGCAUAUGAUGAAAGGGCUCGUCCCGCAGGUUGUCACACCGGCGACGGAGCCGAGCACACCGAGCUUGGUUGAGCGAGGCGGCGAGAACUACUUCACGUGAACGACGCGCAUCGAGAUUCGAUUUACAAUUUAACAAAAUACCUGGAAGGCUAUAUUAGCCUGCACGCUCAGCACAGCUGCGUAUGAGUUCAGCGGAAGAAAAAAAGGGUAAGACAUGCGUCUUAAGACAUGCAGCUCUUCGCUGGAAUGGAAAGGGCUUGCAGUAGUAAAGCCGCUGCGCUUGAUUGUUGGUC
Molecule: messenger RNA, 2959 nt
Organism: Paraphaeosphaeria sporulosa
Lineage: Eukaryota; Fungi; Ascomycota; Dothideomycetes; Pleosporales; Didymosphaeriaceae
Product: autoinducer 2 sensor kinase/phosphatase luxQ
Exons: 4
Coding region: 151-2766 (871 amino acids)
Biological process (GO): phosphorelay signal transduction system; protein autophosphorylation
Molecular function (GO): histidine phosphotransfer kinase activity; phosphorelay sensor kinase activity
Source: RefSeq, a predicted model, not a curated record